This is a messenger RNA of Condylura cristata (star-nosed mole), 1489 nucleotides long. It is a transcript of the gene YIPF1, whose product is annotated as Yip1 domain family, member 1. Gene Ontology annotation, biological process: vesicle-mediated transport. NCBI's taxonomy places the organism in Eukaryota, Metazoa, Chordata, Mammalia, Eulipotyphla, Talpidae. Bases 395 to 1303 code for a protein of 302 amino acids. The transcript is spliced from 10 exons. The record is from RefSeq and is a predicted model, not a curated record. Gene Ontology annotation, cellular component: membrane; Golgi apparatus. Gene Ontology annotation, molecular function: small GTPase binding.
CGGAGUCUGCGGGGCCGACCUGGGGCUGAGGGGGCACGGGAUCUCCUGCCCGUCGGGCCGCCGCGGCCCAGCUCCUCCCUAAAACGCUGCUUCUGCUUUCGGGCAGCUUUUACCCAGACCAGCUGGGGCUCAGGGUGCCCCCCGGCUGCAGAAUCUCCAGCACUCCCGCGCCCACUAAUUGCUUGGCUGUACACUAAGCGCCUUACACUCACUGUCUCAUCUAAUGGCCCACAACACCGUGUGAGUAGGUACCAUUAUGAACCCAUUUUACAGAUGAGGAAACUGAGGCCCCGAGGAGCCCACAGGCAUACAGCGAGAAGCGGCAGAAUCGGGAAUCAAACCCAGACUUCUGCAAAUUUUCUUCCUAAAAAUUGGGAGAAGACCCACUGGCUGAAUGGCAACUGUAGAUGACUUGCAGUUUGAAGAGUUUGGUGAUGCGGCUACUUCUUUAGUAGCAAACCCUGAUGCCACCACAAUCAGCAUUGAGGAUCCUGGCGAAACCCCAGGGUCUGCAAGAAGCUCAGGGAGAGAAGAGGAUGAUGAGUUGCUGGGAAAUGAUGACUCUGACAAAACUGAGUUGCUGGCUGGACAGAAGAAAAGCUCCCCCUUCUGGACGUUUGAAUACUAUCAGACAUUCUUUGAUGUAGACACUUACCAGGUUUUUGACAGAAUAAAAGGGUCACUUUUGCCAAUACCUGGAAAAAACUUUGUGAGGUUGUAUAUCCGAAGCAAUCCAGAUCUCUAUGGCCCUUUUUGGAUAUGUGCCACAUUGGUGUUUGCCAUCGCAAUUAGUGGGAAUCUUUCUAACUUUUUAAUCCAUCUGGGAGAGAAGACAUACCAUUAUGUGCCUGAAUUCCGAAAAGUGUCCAUAGCAGCCACUGUCAUCUAUGCCUAUGCCUGGCUGGUUCCUCUUGCGCUCUGGGGUUUCCUCAUGUGGAGAAACAGCAAAGUGAUGAACAUUGUUUCCUACUCGUUUCUGGAGAUUGUGUGUGUCUAUGGAUAUUCACUCUUCAUUUAUAUCCCUACAGCAAUACUGUGGAUUAUCCCCCAGAGAGCUGUUCGUUGGAUUCUAGUCAUGAUUGCCCUGGGCAUCUCGGGCUCUGUGUUGGCAAUGACAUUUUGGCCAGCUGUUCGAGAGGAUAACCGGCGCAUCGCGUUGACCACAAUUGUGACGAUCGUGUUGCUUCACAUGCUGCUUUCUGUGGGCUGCUUGGCAUACUUUUUUGAUGCACCAGAGAUGGACCAUCUUCCAACAGCUACAUUUGCUCCGAACCAAACAGUCACAGCAGCCAAGCCCAGCUAAGAGGAAUUUUUCUUUUUAUUUUUUGGAGUGUGGUUCUUCUGCACAUGGCAUUCACUGCAGGCAAGCAGAAUGACCAGAGCCAAGAGGAAAACUGAUGGAAAGACACGAAGUCCUGGCAGCCGGAUGGUGCUGUACUAAGCCUAAUCGCCUGUUUAACAAACAAAAAUAAAAUGUUGUUCAACUCUU